Messenger RNA from Cladophialophora carrionii CBS 160.54, 615 nucleotides. RefSeq lists its product as uncharacterized. The record is from RefSeq and is a predicted model, not a curated record. The coding region runs from base 1 to 615 and encodes 204 amino acids. Gene Ontology annotation, biological process: positive regulation of mitotic metaphase/anaphase transition. Lineage: Eukaryota; Fungi; Ascomycota; Eurotiomycetes; Chaetothyriales; Herpotrichiellaceae. Gene Ontology annotation, cellular component: anaphase-promoting complex. The transcript has a single exon.
AUGUCGCGCGACUCCUCCGCCACACACAUCCACAUGCGCUCCUCGCGGCUCGCGGACGUGUUUGAAGAAUUCUGCCGGCCCCCCUCCUCCACGGUCUUCGCACCCGCCGGCUCAACCACAGCCCAAGCCCAACAGUCCAGCAGCGGCGCGAACGCCAACGCCAACAUUAACAGCAACGGCAGUCGAGGCACGCUCGCGGAUGGCAGCGGCAUGACCGCUGUGCCGGGCCACUACCUCCCGUUCGAAGAGAUCGCGCUCCCCCUGCAUUUGAUGCCGAUCAACCCCGAGGACGAGGAUGAUGUCGUGCCAGACAUGCACGCCGCGUUUGGGAUCAAUCGCGCGUUGAACCAGACUUCAGCAGCCCCGGGGGUGAUGGUGGCCGGUGCGGCGUCCGCGGUCGCGGGCGGGGUUGGCGGGAGCGGUGGGGCGAUGGGCAGUGGUGAGCCGACCGGCGAGGCAAGCCACGCGGGAGUCAUGCGGGAGCCGAUCUGGAGGGAUCUGGGCUUGGAUCGCUUGAUGGCGGAUGUGCCGCGGAACCAGAACACCGCUGUUGAGCACGGAGAGAUGGGGAGGAGGAGGGAGGGGCGACGAACAGGAUUGCUCCUCCUGCGGUGA